This is a messenger RNA of Periconia digitata, 404 nucleotides long. Lineage: Eukaryota; Fungi; Ascomycota; Dothideomycetes; Pleosporales; Periconiaceae. The record is from the annotation of a GenBank genome assembly.
UAACAUUUUCCGCACGAGGUUUAUCAUCUGGCCCAGCAGCUGUUCCGAUGAUAGACCAUUUUGUUUGAGUUCCGCUAUCUCUCAUCGCGUUGGAUUGCGUCUGGGUCGCGACCUCUCUGCCUUUAGUCGCAGUGGUCAUGGGAGCGAAUUCGGUCUGCACAGCCAUUCCGCCUUGUGCAUCUAUAAUUUUGAGGCCUUCAAGCACCCAAUCAUAUUGUCCACCCUGGGUCCCACGGAAUGAGAUGAACAGUGUGCCAUCAUUCUUUAGUAUCGCAACGUGCAGUCCGAUGGCACUGAUGAAGAUGAUGUCUCUACUGUCCGACGCUAGCUCAAGGCUGCUUUGCCUUUCCGUUCGUGGCUAUAAUGCAAGCUUCCGGUUAGCGCCUGGACGUAGUACUUGAGUC